Cutaneotrichosporon cavernicola is the source of this 3387-nucleotide messenger RNA. RefSeq lists its product as uncharacterized. Gene Ontology annotation, molecular function: RNA binding; RNA helicase activity; ATP binding. Lineage: Eukaryota; Fungi; Basidiomycota; Tremellomycetes; Trichosporonales; Trichosporonaceae. The record is from RefSeq and is a predicted model, not a curated record. The transcript has 3 exons. The coding region runs from base 1 to 3387 and encodes 1128 amino acids.
AUGAACGCGUCGCGUCAGGUGUCCAGCCGGACCAAGGGUGGAGUAGGUGGAGGCGGGGCUCACUCAGCCACCGGUUAUUUCCGCGGCAAUACCCCUGUGGCACUCGCCACCCAGUCGCACUUUCAGCGACCCAGACUCAAACGCCACUCAAUAUCACUCUCCAUCCAGAGAACACCGCGGCAUGCCCCGCUCUCCUCCUAUCGUAGCCCCUCACCACGCCGUCGCGACGACCGCGAUCGCGACAGGUACGACAGAGAUCGCCGCGAUGACAGGCGCCGCGACGACAGGCGGUACGACGACCGCGACCGCUACGUGAAGGAGCGCGACCGUGAUCGUGAUCGUGACCACCGGCGCGAUUACGGCCGGGACGAUAGGCGAGACCGGGACCGCGAUUACGAUCGGCGCGAUCGCGACCACGACCGCGACCGCCACAAGCGGCGUGAAGAUGAGCGCCGGGACGAGCGCCGGCGUGAUGACCGUGAGCAUGAGCGAGACCGCGACCACCGCGAUGACAGGCGCGACAGCCGCGAUGACAGUCAUCUCACGAACGGCCGGGCUGCGUCCGGCACGCCAGGGCCUGGCGACGAGGAGGAGAAGAAGCGGCAGGCGCGCGGGCGCCUCGAGGCUUGGAAGCGGCAGCGCAAGGCGCAGGGGAGCAACGUCACCAGCCCUGCCGGCACUCCUGAGCCCGACCGGCGCUCGCCCGUAAAACCGGUCGCCAAGAGUGGGCUGUCGUUUAGCGCGACUUCGCUAUCCAGCUUAAAGCCGACACCGCUCAAGCGCUCUUUUGCAGCUCUCGAUGACGAAGAGGUCGAGGACCGCAAGCUCGAGAAGCUCGACCUUCCAGACUUUAAUGCCGAGGUGCAGAGCGGAACCGAGGCGGGAUUGGCGUCUGUCGACGAGGACAUGGCUGUGGCGCAGGGAGACGACAACGAGAACGACGCCGUGGUGGGCCCUGAAGCGAACGGGAAUGGGGACGGGGGCAUGAUGGAUGUUGAUGAAGGGGAGGAGGAAGAUCCGCUCGACGCAUUCAUGCGCGAUAACGACCAACAGGUGAAGACUGUCAACGUGUCUGACGCCAAGCGGUCGGGGAAUGUUGGGAUGGACGAGAGCGACGGCGAGGACGAGGAGACUGUGCGCAACCGCGCCGAGGAGGAGCUGUCCAAGGCUGAGGCGAUGCUGCAGCAGGCCGCAAGCAAGAGUCGCAAGAAGGACCUGCCGACUCCUGACCACGACAACAUAGACUACGAGCCGUUCCGGAAGAACUUCUACACUGUACCCGAAGAGGCGGCUGUAAUGGACGAGGAAGAGGCCGAACUGAUCCGCCUCGAGAUGGACGGUAUUCGUAUCCGGGGGACUGAUGCGCCAAAGCCCGUUCGCCGGUGGGGAGCCUUCGGCAUUCCACUCGGGUGUCUGGAUGUGAUCCAACAAAAGGAUUGGGCGGCACCGACGCCGAUCCAAGCGCAAUCCAUCCCGGCCAUCAUGAGCGGGCGCGAUGUCAUCGGCGUCGCCAAGACUGGCUCGGGCAAGACGAUCGCAUUCCUCCUCCCGAUGCUGCGGCAUGUCAAGGACCAGCGACCGGUGAGCGGCCUCGACGGGCCGAUCGGGCUCAUCCUCGCGCCAACGCGCGAGCUCGCUAUGCAGAUCUACCGCGAAGCCAGGCCGUUUGCCAAGGUUAUGGGGCUGCGGCUGACCUGCGCUGUUGGAGGGCAGUCGAUUUCGGACGACAUUGCGGCGAUGAAGAAGGGCUGCGAGAUUGUCGUCUGCACGCCAGGCCGUAUGAUCGACCUCCUCACUGCAAACAACGGCCGCGUCACCAACCUCCGCCGCACGACGUUCCUCGUUAUGGACGAGGCGGACCGCAUGUUCGACAUGGGUUUCGAGCCGCAGGUGAUGAAGAUGAUCAACAACACGCGGCCCGACGCCCAGAAGGUACUCUUCUCCGCGACGUUCCCAAAGUCGAUGGAGGCGCUGGCGCGCCGCAUCCUGAUUAAGCCUCUCGAGAUUACAGUUGGUGGCAAGAGUGUUGUCGCGGCCGAGAUUGACCAGCGCAUCGAGGUGCGCGAGGAGGACACAAAGUUCAACCGCCUGCUCGAGAUCCUCGGCGAGAUGGGCCAGAUGUACCCCGACGAGCCCGACUUCCGCGUCCUCAUCUUCGUGGAGCGGCAGGAGGCGGCCGACGACCUGUUCCGCGAUCUUUUGAGUCGCGGGUACCUCAGCUCGUCGCUUCACGGCGGGAAGGACCAGAUCGACCGCCAGGAGGCGAUCCGCAACUUCAAGAACGGCGAUAUCCCAAUCAUCGUCGCCACAUCGGUCGCGGCUCGUGGUUUGGAUGUCAAGGAGCUUAAGCUCGUCAUCAACUACGACGCGCCGAGCCACAUGGAGGACUAUGUCCACCGCGCUGGGCGUACCGGACGCGCGGGGAACACUGGCACGUGCAUCACAUUUAUCACGCCAGAGCAGGACAAGCUGUCUGUUGACCUUGUGCGCGCGCUCGAGGCCUCCAAGGCAUUCGUGCCGGACAACCUCAAAGAGAUGGCAGACGAGUUCAUGAAGAAGCUCAAGGCGGGUACGGCCAAGGCGCACAGAUCAGGAUAUGUGGGGCACGGUCUGGAAAAAAUGCAGCGUAAGCGCGAAGAGAAGGACCGCGCCGAGAAGCACACGUACGGCGACACGUCGGAGGCUGUCUCGCUGUCGUCGCGCGAGGGCGCCGUGAUCCCGUACAAGCCCAAGACGAACGAUUACAAGAGCAACGUGCCCGAGAACUCGCUCAAGGGCGAGGCAGACUACACGUACACUGAAAUCAAUGUCGACGUCGUCAACGGCCCGGCUCCAGACAAGCUGCCCUCCGGCCCUGCGAUGCGUGGCACACGGCAAGAUGCGAAGAGCUUGCCGGCGCAGACACUCGCGGCACUCGAGCAGGCGCGCAAGGAAGGGCGGCACAUCGACGCAGCGAACCUGGCCAAGAUCGCGAGCAGGCUACAGAAGCAAGCCGACCAUCCGAAGGCGGCUGGUCUCGCUGCCGCGCUCUCCCCAGAAACAGGCCGCAAGACCAAGGACCCCGACGCGACCGACUGGCAUGCCGUCUUUCCCAUCAACGACUACCCACAAAAGGCGCGGUGGAAGGCGACGAACAAGGAGCAGAUGCUGCUGCUGUCCGAGAUCAGCGGUGCGAGUAUUACCAUGCGUGGCGUGUACUAUCCGCCAGGGCAGGACCCCGCGCCUGGACAGGAGCCCAAGCUCCACUUGCUUAUUGAGAGUAAUGACGAGCGCCGCGUCCGGACGGCAGUGGACGAGCUGAGGCGCAUCAUCAUCGAGUCGAGUGUGGCUGCGUUGCAGAACGCGGACCGCAACCCCACGGCUGGGGGGCGGUACAGUGUCAUGUAG